This is a messenger RNA of Oncorhynchus kisutch (coho salmon), 2832 nucleotides long. RefSeq names its product mucin-5AC-like. The record is from RefSeq and is a predicted model, not a curated record. The transcript is spliced from 8 exons. The annotation marks the transcript as partial. NCBI's taxonomy places the organism in Eukaryota, Metazoa, Chordata, Actinopteri, Salmoniformes, Salmonidae.
ACCACUGCAACUCCACAACCUACUACAACAACUACAACUUCAGCUCCUGCGACAACCACAACAACAGCACCUACUACAACACCUGCUGUUCCUACAACUGUAGCUCCCACGACCACUCCACCUGCUGUACUUACUACAACAAUCACAACUACAGCUCCUGAUACAACAACUUUAACUUCUACGUCAACCACAGCAGCUGCCUCUACGACAACCACUGCAGCUCUAAAUACAACAACUGCUGCUCCAACGACCACUACAACUCCAGAACCUAUUACGACAACCACUGCAGCUUCAGCUACAACAACUACAACUUCAGCUCCUACGACAACCACAACAACAGCACCUACUACAACACCUGCAGUUCCUACAACUGUAGCUCCCACGACCACUCCACCUGCUGUACUUACUACAACAAUCACAACUACAUCUCCUGAUACAACAACUGUAAUUUCUACAUCAACCACAGCAGCUGCAUCUACGACAACCACUGCAGCUCUAACUACAACAACUGCUGCUCCAACGACCACUACAACUCCAGAACCUAUUACGACAACCACUGCAGCUCCUGCUACAACAACUACAACUUCAGCUCCUACGACAACCACAACAACAGCACCUACAACAACUGUAGCUCCCAUGACAACUGCAGCUCCUACAACAGCUUUAGCAUCUACGACAACCACUGCAGCCCUAACUACAACAACUGCUGCUCCUACGAGCACUGCAACUCCACAACCUACUACAACAACCAGUGCAGCUCCUACUACAACUACAACUUCAGCUCCUACGACAACCACAACAACAGCACCUCCAACAACUCCUACUACAACAACUACAACUUCAGCUCCUGCGACAACCACAACAACAGCACCUACUACAACACCUGCAGUUCCUACAACUGUAGCUCCCACGACCACUCCAUCUGCUGUACUUACUACAACAAUCACAACUACAGCUCCUGAUACAACAACUUUAACUUCUACGUCAACCACGGCAGCUACCUCUACAUCAACCACAGCAGCUUCCUCUAUGACAACCACUGCUGCUCCAACGACCACUACAACUCCAGAACCUAUUACGACAACCACUGCAGCUCCUGCUACAACAACUACAACUUCAGCUCCUACGACAACCACAACAACAGCAGCUACAACAACUGUAGCACCCACGACAACUGCAGCUCCUACAACAGCUUUAGCAUCUACGACAACCACUGCAGCCCUAACAACAACACAGCUUACAACACCUGCAGUUCCUACAACUGUAGCUCCCGCGACCACUCCAUCUGCUGUACUUACUACAACAAUCACAACUACAGCUCCUGAUACAACAACUUUAACUUCUACGUCAACCACGGCAGCUACCUCUACAUCAACCACAGCAGCUUCCUCUAUGACAACCACUGCUGCUCCAACGACCACUACAACUCCAGAACCUAUUACGACAACCACUGCAGCUCCUGCUACAACAACUACAACUUCAGCUCCUACGACAACCACAACAACAGCAGCUACAACAACUGUAGCACCCACGACAACUGCAGCUCCUACAACAGCUUUAGCAUCUACGACAACCACUGCAGCCCUAACAACAACAACUGCUGCUCCUACGACCACUACUACUACAACAACUACAACUUCAGCUCCUGCGACAACCACAACAACAGCACCUACUACAACACCUGCUGUUCCUACAACUGUAGCUCCCACGACCACUCCACCUGCUGUACUUACUACAACAAUCACAACUACAGCUCCUGAUACAACAACUUUAACUUCUACGUCAACCACAGCAGCUGCCUCUACGACAACCACUGCAGCUCUAAAUACAACAACUGCUGCUCCAACGACCACUACAACUCCAGAACCUAUUACGACAACCACUGCAGCUUCAGCUACAACAACUACAACUUCAGCUCCUACGACAACCACAACAACAGCACCUACUACAACACCUGCAGUUCCUACAAAUGUAGCUCCCACGACCACUCCACCUGCUGUACUUACUACAACAAUCACAACUACAUCUCCUGAUACAACAACUGUAAUUUCUACAUCAACCACAGCAGCUGCAUCUACGACAACCACUGCAGCUCUAACUACAACAACUGCUGCUCCAACGACCACUACAACUCCAGAACCUAUUACGACAACCACUGCAGCUCCUGCUACAACAACUACAACUUCAGCUCCUACGACAACCACAACAACAGCACCUACAACAACUGUAGCUCCCAUGACAACUGCAGCUCCUACAACAGCUUUAGCAUCUACGACAACCACUGCAGCCCUAACUACAACAACUGCUGCUCCUACGAGCACUGCAACUCCACAACCUACUACAACAACCAGUGCAGCUCCUACUACAACUACAACUUCAGCUCCUACGACAACCACAACAACAGCACCUCCAACAACUCCUACUACAACAACUACAACUUCAGCUCCUGCGACAACCACAACAACAGCACCUACUACAACACCUGCAGUUCCUACAACUGUAGCUCCCACGACCACUCCAUCUGCUGUACUUACUACAACAAUCACAACUACAGCUCCUGAUACAACAACUUUAACUUCUACGUCAACCACGGCAGCUACCUCUACAUCAACCACAGCAGCUUCCUCUAUGACAACCACUGCUGCUCCAACGACCACUACAACUCCAGAACCUAUUACGACAACCACUGCAGCUCCUGCUACAACAACUACAACUUCAGCUCCUACGACAACCACAACAACAGCAGCUACAACAACUGUAGCACCCACGACAACUGCAGCUCCUACAACAGCUUUAGCAUCUACGACAACCACUGCAGCCCUAACAACAACA